AUGAGAGUAUAUGGAGAAGAUAUUCUAGAUAGUAAAGUGGUAGAAAAGAUUCUAAGUACGAUAUUGAUGAAGUUUGACCAUGUGGUGAAUACAAUAGUUGAGUCACACGACACAUACACUUCGUUUGUAGCAGAAUUAUUGGAAAGUAUUGAAAUUCAUGUCAACAGAAUAUUAGAAAAGACCGAGAAAGUGGUAAAAGAAGAAGCUCUAAAAAGUCAGGUAAAUUUCAACAACACUUCUGAGUCAAGCCGUACUGUAGAAGAAAGAUUUCAAAAUAAUUACAACAAUAGAGGAAGAGGAAAUUAUAGAGGUAGAGACCGAGGAAAUUAG
This is a messenger RNA of Vicia faba (fava bean), 330 nucleotides long. Lineage: Eukaryota; Viridiplantae; Streptophyta; Magnoliopsida; Fabales; Fabaceae. The record is from the annotation of a GenBank genome assembly.